CUCUCUGUCAGUCCUGAGCAAGCGAGCGAGCUAGAGGCUGUUGGACGGCUGGAGCGAAGCGUGAGUGCGCGGGACCCCAGGCCAAUUCCUCGAGGCUGCGGCCAGGCCGACCCCAGGCUACCGUCGCCCCUUCGCUCUCCUUGCCGGCCACAGCCGGGAGAAAUAGAAGCUCUUAAGAAUGCCUAAAUCAAAGGAACUUGUUUCUUCGAGCUCUUCAGGCAGUGAUUCUGACAGCGAAGUUGAAAAAAAGUUAAAGAGGAAAAAGCAAGUUGUUCCAGAGAAACCUGUGAAGAAGCAAAAGCCUGGUGAGAGUUCUAGAGCGCUGGCAUCCUCCAAGCAGAGUAGCAGCAGCAGAGAUGAUAACAUGUUCCAGAUUGGAAAGAUGAGAUAUGUCAGUGUUCGGGAUUUUAAAGGAAAAAUUCUAAUUGAUAUUCGAGAAUAUUGGAUGGACUCAGAAGGUGAAAUGAAACCAGGGAGAAAAGGUAUUUCUUUAAACAUGGAACAAUGGAGCCAGCUGAAGGAACAGAUCUCUGACAUAGAUGAUGCAGUAAGAAAGCUGUAAAGCCUGAGCCAUAGCAAGCCUGUACUGUCAUAGCUGUUUUACUCAAAUCUUUUCACAUUGGCUUUACGUUUUUCUAAAUGUUGUUUUCCAAGCUGUUGUAUAUUUUGGAUUGCAGGACAAUUUGAAAGACAAAUACUUUUUUUUUAAAUGUGCAUUAUUAAAAUGUUCUAAGAGAAGCUAAUUGUCAACUUUAUUAAAGAGGGUUGCUUUGUGCCCCCUACCUAGUGUAAAAUAAAGUCAGAUCAUUACAAUCUUAACUGUGGUAGCCUUUUUUGAUAAAAAAAAUAAACUAGUUACUGUUUAAGGCCAGAAAAACAACCUUUGUAGGCACAUUGUUGAGUCAGCUUACAUUCAGAAGGAUGUAUUACAUUGAGCUCUUAGAUUGCUUUGUGAAAUGUAUACUCCGUGUCUUUCCAACCUGAUUUGUUGAAUUUUCCUCUCCAGGACUUCUCUCCACCACAAUCCUUUUUUUCUUCAGUUUUCUUAGUGUUCACUUUUCCAUCACUCUCUACUCAGAUAUAUUAUACUGAUUUGGAAAGUCAAGCUAUCCAUGUUGUUGCCUCCAAAGUCUACUGUGUUAAUUAUUAGCAGAUAUCUGUUUAGUAACAUGGCUUAAAUGGGAACUCCAAGCAAGUGUGUGUCAUUAUUCAUAGUGCGCCGUGGAGAUGUUACUUAGUCUACAGAACAUAGUGACUGAUGUCUUAUGAACUGUCUCUCGGUAAACCUUUGUGCUGAGAUGGUGGUUAUAAAAUCAGAUAUUAAACUAGAUUAGACUUGUAAAAAUCGUGACACUUACUGGCCUCCUAUUCUAAUAAUGAGUGUGGAUUAUAUGUAGUCAGACAUGUCACUGAGCUUUACUGUCAUGGUAGGUUACAUGGCUAGUUUUUAUAGAGUCGGCUGUUUUACAGUCUGGACAAGAGAUUUCCAGAUUUGACGUUAACUAAAUUUGAUAGACAUUUUCAUGAGUUUUCAUUUUAACCAGGAUGAUUAAACAGACAGGCACGUGUGUUAGGGCUAUUGCUCCAAUGAAAAGGAAGGGCAUAGUGUUCUGAGGGAAAGUGUUUGCAAAGGAAAAUCACACUGAAGGGAGUUAGCCUGUGAUGUGAAAGGAACUUUCUUGAAACUAAAUGCACAUGGUAUGUUGGCGAUAACAGUAAGAUGGGUCUAGGUAGAAUAAUAACUAACAAGGAUGGUUUAUACAUGUGAAAAAUGCUGCCACUAAGGGCUGCCAUAUCAGAAUUGCCCUAUCUUAUUAAUCAGUUUAAUUCCCAUCGUCUUAAGCAUUUUAUGGAAUUGUCUAGGAUUUAAUUUAAAAAACAAUCUGUCAGGCCUCAUGUGGUUAACUUAUCCUCCUUACAGGACAUUCUUUAGGUAACUUUUUAGUGUGUUACUCCAAAUUGACAUAUUAAAAAAAAAAAGAGAACCAAAGUGUUUUAAGAUAUAUAUAUAUAUACCAUAGCUCAUUCCUGAGGGAUGCUACCCUUAUAAUUUGUUGUAUUUCAUUGAUUAAUUAUUUACCAUUUAAAGAAAGGAUAGUUAGAACAUAGAACUUUGGUUUUGGUAUCGAUGAGGAGGGAAUAAUAGACAAAUUUUCUAGGCCGUGAAUUCAGAGGGCGUAUGUGCAUUUCAGCUGUCCGCUUCAUGGAGAUCCGCAGAGACCUGUCGUCUGUUACCUAGGCAUCGAUGAGCUGCUUAGCAUAGUAAAACCUCCACCUGGAAAGCUUUCUCUGGCAUAAUUUGUUAGACUGAUAGCUCAAUUCAUUCACUAAUGUUACACCAGAGUUACUAAUCUUUUUCUUUGUGUGUGUUGAAAAGGAGAAUUAGGUUAAAAGGGGCUUUUCAGACGAAAAGAAAGGCUAGAGUCCUUCUAUUUUGCGGUCAGAUGCCUUUCUCCUUAGUUUCUUUUCUGUUGCUGUGAUGAAGUGCCCUGAUGAAAGCAGCUUAAGGGAGAAGGGGUUUAUUCUGAAUCGCAGUUCCAGGUUACAGUCCAUUGUUGCAUGGAGUCAAAAACAACUACAGGACUCCAGACAUCCGGACACGGCUCCAUGGCCAGGAAGCCGAGAACAGUGGUUGCAUGCUCAGUUCCCUCUCCUUUUCAUUUAACCUGACUUAGCCUGUGAGCUGCUCCUGUCCGCAGUAGGCAAGAGUUCUCCACACAUGCCUAGAGGCCUAUCUUCAGGUGGUUCUAGGUUUGGUUGAAUGGAUAACACUAUCAUAGUAAGUUUUCUCCCAGGAAGAAGGCUUGACAUUUUGAGGCAUAAGUAUCUUAUUUUGUAAUGCUAAAAUGAUUAGAUCUGCUCUCAGGUUUGCCCUUUAAUACGCCCCAUAGCAAGGCCUCCAAAUGGGUUUUCCUCUUAGAGUAAAAGCCUUUAGCCAAUUUCCACAAUCACUGGAAAAGAAAAACUUGCAUUUUCUUUUGUUUUGCAUCACAAAUGCCUAAAAUCUUGGGAAAUACUACCUCAUUUACCUAGUCAAGAUGCUGGUGAUAACCAGUCUAUUCUGCGUAGUAUCUUAGAAUCAGCAACUUAGGGAAAACCAAGGAGGAAAAUGUGUCCUGACCUGGCUACAAAGGGAGGAGGGGAUUGAACGUUUAUGUAAGUGUUCCGGACAGGAAUGUUAGCACAGAGCUUGCUACAAAGCUUGAAAGUCUUAACUGUUGAGUUAUAUAUAGGUAUCUUUUUUGGAUUUCUCUGCAGUUCACAUUUUAUGGAAAUUAAUGUAGUGAAACACUAAAGAUCUCUUUUUUUUCCUUAAGGCAUUUUUUUUCCAGAUAAACUAUAAUGUAAACAUGCAUAUAGUGAAACGUGUGUAAUUCUGUAAUUGUGGAAUGCCUGUAUGCUUUGUUUGGUACAUCUUCCAUGGGGGUGUCAAUGAACCUAUUAUUCCACUUGUGAAUAUUUUAAAUGUUGAAAUAAAAACAAGAAAUAGA
This is a messenger RNA of Rattus rattus (black rat), 3491 nucleotides long. RefSeq names its product SUB1 regulator of transcription (gene Sub1). Gene Ontology annotation, molecular function: DNA binding; transcription coactivator activity. Gene Ontology annotation, cellular component: transcription regulator complex; nucleus. Lineage: Eukaryota; Metazoa; Chordata; Mammalia; Rodentia; Muridae. The transcript is spliced from 5 exons. Bases 179 to 562 code for a protein of 127 amino acids. Gene Ontology annotation, biological process: positive regulation of transcription initiation by RNA polymerase II. The record is from RefSeq and is a predicted model, not a curated record.